CUCUUUAAUUUUCACAAUAUCAUCAUGAACAUCACCACCACCACCACCACCUCUGAUCCAAAUUCUAGCACCGGGCGGUUCCUCGGAUCGGAACAAAUCGGUGUUUCCGCUACCAUUGUUCUACUAUUUGCAACCAUAACAAUGACUUCAUAUUUUUGUACUCGAAAACAAACACCACAAAAUCGCGAUGAAAAUAAUUGCGCGGACGUGGAAAUGAAGAUUGAUAUUGAAGCAACACUUUUGAGUUACCCUAAGUUGUUAUAUUCAGAAGCUAAGGUCAAGUAUUAUACUAAGGACUCAUCAUCAACAACUAGUACUUGUUGUUCAAUAUGUUUAGGUGAUUACAAUGAUAAUGAUAUGCUAAGGUUGUUACAAGAUUGUGGACAUUUAUUUCAUUUGAAAUGUGUCGAUCCUUGGCUUAUGUUGAAUCCAACUUGUCCAAUUUGUAGAACAUCACCAUUGCCAACACCACAAUCUACUCCUUUGGCUGAGGUUGUUCCUUUGGCUUCUAGACCUUCGGGACUGAUGUUACAGUAAAAAUUCUGACUCUGCUACUGACUUCGAUCUUAUUGGCUCAAAGUUUUAUAUUGCAUGCUUGGUACCAAAUUCUUUGGUGUUCUUGAUGACAAGUUUGUAAGUGAGUUAUAACCAAU
Molecule: messenger RNA, 653 nt
Organism: Solanum pennellii
Lineage: Eukaryota; Viridiplantae; Streptophyta; Magnoliopsida; Solanales; Solanaceae
Product: RING-H2 finger protein ATL70-like
Exons: 1
Coding region: 25-537 (170 amino acids)
Source: RefSeq, a predicted model, not a curated record